GUUAAAUUGUAUCAGUUCGCGGUAGCUAUUGAUGUUUGUUAACAAUAUAUUAACGCAAAGUAUAUAUAUAUAUAUAUAUAUAUAUUUUUAUAUAUAAUUUGUAUUGUAAGCUGUAAGUAAUAGAUAUUGCACUUGUGACGUCCAGAUGUUAUACUUAGCUCAGCCACCCCUGCAGACAGAGAGCUUAUUCGAUGUGGGCGCAUUAUGCAAUUAUAGCAGCUGGCUAUUAUCCUUCUGAAGCACAUACAGAUGGUUUCCUGACGUUUGUGGACUGGCUUCCUGAAUAGAGAUCUCUUCUACACCUCCUUUCACUUAGCCAAACAAAAGCAGAGGGAGGUGCCAUGCGGGUGAGUUUCUGCCAGGGCCUUCUGACUGGAGCCAUUGCUUUGAACCUGCUCAUCCUCUACUAUGUGUCCCGAGCCCAGCAGCAGAUGAUGGAGAAACGCCGGGACCCAGGGAGGGGCUCCAGGAAGGCUGCCUUACCAGCAUCGGGGCUGGGCGGAGGCAUGGGGGGUUUGGUCGGGGCCGUGGGUGGGAUGGCUGGUGUUGGAGGCACUGGGGGAGAGGGGAACGGCCGUGGCCCUCGAGUGACAGUCCUUCUGAGGGAAUUUGAGGGCUUUGAGAACUACGUUGGGGAGGUGGCACGCUCCUUCCUGCACCAGAGGCCUGAGCUUCCCUUCCUGGCAGUGUCUGACACCCUGCCCUACCCCCCUCUGGCCCUCCCCGAGGGGGCCCGUCUCCUGGUGCUUUCCCCCAGCCCAGAGCAGCCCCCGCAGGCCCACCGUCCGGAGUUUCAUGUCCAGACGGAGUUCGUGCUGCUGGUGCCUGACGGGGUGGAGCUGGGGCAGGGCCGGGCCGUGGAGAGACUGAUCCGGGAGCUGGAGGGGGAGGGCGGGGGCCCCGUUCGGCUGGUAGCAGCCCCCGUGGUGGCCCGCUCCGCCGUCCAGUGCCUGCACCUGCGGGUCAGCCUGAGGGAGUGGACGGCCACCUACAGCCCAGCGGCGUCCGGGAGCAGCGGGAGCGUGUGCACAGCCCUCCAGGGGGACGCGGUUGUCCUCAUUCGCUCCGAGGACCUCUUCAACCUGUCCGUCCCUCUGGGGAGGCCCCUGCUGCCCUCGCUCUUCAUCCAGACCGCGCUGCGUGGCUGGAAGGUCAAGCUCCUGGAGAGCCCGUGCUUCCCGGCCAGCCACCGGCCCCUCUUCAGCUCCGCCCACAACCAGUGGAAGGCAGACAGCCGUCUGAAGGAGGCCACCAGCCGGCUGAUGGGGGACUUCGGGCUGAAGCGCCUCCUGCUGCCUGAUGGGAAGGAGCAGUGGCACGGCUGCGGGAAGGAGACGAGCCGGUGCUUUGGGACGGUCCGCGAUGACACCCCUGAGUACUUGUACCUGGAGCGCUGGACCCCUCCCUGCUGCCUGCGCGCCCUUCGUGAGACUACUAAGUACGUGAUCAACAUCUUGGAAAGCUCCGGGGUACGCUACUGGCUGGAGGGGGGCUCCCUGCUCGGGGCGGCCCGCCACCAGGACAUCAUCCCCUGGGACUACGACGUCGACCUGGGAAUCUACCUGGAAGACGUGCCGAACUGUGACCACCUGAAGAACCUGGACUCUGGUUCUCUUGUGGACGCUAACGGCUACGUGUGGGAAAGGGCUGUGGAGGGAGACUUUUUCAGGGUGCAGUACAGCGAGGCUAACCACCUCCAUGUGGACCUCUGGCCCUUCUACCCCCGAAAUGGUGUCAUGACUAAAGACACGUGGAUGGAGCACAAACAGGACGUGGAGUUUCCUGAGCACUUCCUGCAGCCGCUGGUGCCCAUGCCGUUCGCGGGCAUCACCGCCUACGGUCCAAACAACCACCGCGCCUUCUUGGAGCUCAAGUUUGGGGAGGGGGUCAUAGAGAACCCCCAGUACCCUAACCCUGCAAAGAAGAGGCUGGACAGGAGCCGGCUGUGAGAGAAGCAUGUGGCUGGAACCUUUAGUGUUUUUACGUUGGAACUGAAAUGGACAAGCCAUUUAAAACAUAUUUGCUGCAGUGAACAGGUCUCUGGCAGCCACCCUGUGAGAAAACUAUUCAAAAGAGUGCCAGGGUGAUGCACCGAUAAACUACAAACCCUAGCAUCCAUCCAGACUGGAUGUCAACUGAAGACUCUUGGCGAAAGUCCACUAUUUGAUUAUUUGGAUCCUGAUUAGGAGACACCAGGGCAACUGCUAGUGUUACAGGAAACAAAGGUGUUACAGGAAACAAAGGUGUUACAGGAAACAAAAUGUUUUGUGCUUCCCAGGCAGUACAGAAAAAUGUGAAUGUAAAUAAAAGGAUAUCCCAUUACAUCAAAUGUGACAUUACGCACAUGUAAUGAAACAGAAUAUGAAUACCGGAAACUAAAGAUGUAUACCUUUGCAAAAUAUAACUGUAUUAAUUUAUCAUGAUCCCAGUAACCUGUAAAUUAAGUAUUAACACAUUAUUUAUACAUAAACAAUGGUGGGUAUUGUUUAAAUGGUAAUUACACUGUGAUAAUAUUUUUUUGCACUACUUUGCACUAUUAGCUGCAAGAUGGUUAUCAAUUGUUUGGAAUUAUUUAUAUUACUACCAAAUAUUUGUAAUUAUUACCACACAGUUCCCCAGUAAAUAUCAGGUAAUCAUUAAAGUGCUACCAGAUAUCCAAUGGCACAUCCCGUACAAUAUCAGCUGCUGUUAAGAAAUAUCCACAUGCUGAUAUUUUGCAUAUGUACAGUAUCUCACAAAAGUAGUACACCCCUCACAUAUUUGCAAAUAUUUGAUUAUAUCUUUUC
Esox lucius (northern pike) is the source of this 2786-nucleotide messenger RNA. It is a transcript of the gene fkrp, whose product is annotated as fukutin related protein. Gene Ontology annotation, biological process: protein O-linked glycosylation via mannose. The record is from RefSeq and is a predicted model, not a curated record. Bases 342 to 1949 code for a protein of 535 amino acids. Gene Ontology annotation, cellular component: Golgi apparatus. NCBI's taxonomy places the organism in Eukaryota, Metazoa, Chordata, Actinopteri, Esociformes, Esocidae. The transcript is spliced from 2 exons.